Molecule: messenger RNA, 2732 nt
Organism: Oncorhynchus mykiss (rainbow trout)
Lineage: Eukaryota; Metazoa; Chordata; Actinopteri; Salmoniformes; Salmonidae
Source: RefSeq, a predicted model, not a curated record
AAGGUAGGGGUCUGAAUUAUUGCCACCCAUGUUUUCUUUUCAAUAUUCCAGCACCCUCCCCUUGGGAGGAUAACGACACUGAAAUGUUUUAUGAGAUUAGAGAACACAUUGGGUGGGAUCUUAGACCAUUCCAACAUACAGAAUCUCUCCAGGUCCUUGAUUUAUUUUGUCUGCGCUUGUAGACUGCCCUGUUCAAUUCAAACCACAGGUUUUCAAUGGAGUUCAAGUCCGAAGACUGAGAUGGCCAUUGAAAAUGUUGAUUUUGUGCCCAAUUAACCAUUUCUUUGUGGAUGUUGAUGUGUCCUGCUGGAAUAUCAACUUGUGGCCAAGUUUCAGCCUCCUAGCAGAGAGGGUACCAGGUUUUGGGGUAAAAUAUCUGGUAGUGGGUAAAAUUGAUUAAUUUAUUUCAUACAAACAUUUCUGCUCAUCUUUAUCAAGGGUAUCAAUAACUAGGUGAUACUUUUGAUAUCUAGUUAUUUGACUGAAUCAGAAAUACAGAUGUGGAGUAGAUGUAGAGUUUGUUUUAAAUUCUCAAAAAACAUCUGACCUAAUCAAACAACACUUGUUGCUCUUUGUACGUGUUGAUAUAAUAUUCUUAUUUAAUGGAGAGGAAAAAACGUUUCCCUAAACUGAUUUAUAAUAUUAUACUUAAAUGAAAAAGAAAAAAAAGUUUUCCCUCCUCAACUGCGUUUACUCCCCCCAGACAGCAGAUGGCGAUAUGUGUCUUUCAGGCGAUGUUUCUAGUGUGACGUUAAAUCUAGUGGACGGAACGCUUCUUCAACAACUGCAGCCACCUCGGUUGCUCGCUAGCCAACAAAGUCGGAACAUUCAAGUUCUUUAGACCAUUUCGUGGUUUAAUUGCCACUAGGAUUUAAACAUACUUAUGUGUAAACAACUAGCUACCCCAUUUAAUUUAAUAUUUACGUUGUAAGUCAACUAGCUGGCUGGUUAAGUUAGCCCUAGUCUAGUCGCUAAUGCUAACUAGCUAUUAUCCCCGACCAUGAGUUCACUAAACUACUCUCCUCCUGCUGAAGAAGAGGUGGUCUGCUGGACGGAGAAAGAAACUCUCGUGAAAGAGGAGGAGGAAGAGGAGGCUGUUACAAUACAAAAACAAGUAGAGGGUGAGGCUGUUACCGUGAAAAAAGAAGAGAAAGACGUUACAGUGAAAGAGGAGGAGGAUGUUACCGUGAAAGAAAAUGAGGAUGAUGCCGUUUUUGGAGUAGAAGAUGAAGAAGUUUUUGGAAUAACGGAUGAAGAGGGGGAGAUUACUGUCACACUUGAGGAUGACGAAGAAGAGCAGACUGGAGAUCUGAUUAACACCAGUAAAUACAGAUUGAGACGGGACUUUCGUGGAUCCUCUGGGGAUCCUCAACAACAUCAUGAUGCUGACGAGGCAGAGAAAAGUCUCUCCAGAUCAGAACUCCUCAAGAAACACCAGCAGAGACCUACAGGGAAAAAAACUCACUGCUGCUCUGACUGUGGGAAAAUAUUCAAUUCUUCAGUAGACCUUAAAAUACAUCAAAGAAUUCACACUGGAGAGAAACCUUUUGGCUGUGAUCACUGUGGGAAGAGUUUUAUUCGUCUACAAACCCUGAAAUCACACCAGAGAAUUCACACUGGAGAGAAACCUUAUGGCUGUGAUCAAUGUGGGAAGAGUUUUACUCAGCUAAAUAGCCUGAUGGUACACCAGCGGGGACAUUCAGGAGAGAAACCGUAUAGCUGUAAUCGAUGUGGGAAGAGUUUUUCUACAUCUAGCUAUCUAACUAUACACCAGAGAACACAUACAGGAGAGAAACCAUAUAGCUGUAAUCAAUGUGGGAAGAGUUUUAUUCGUCUACAAACCCUGAAAUCACACCAGAGAAUACACACUGGAGAGAAACCUUAUAGCUGUGAUCAAUGUGGAAAGAGUUUUACUCACCUUAACAGCCUCAUAGUACACCAGCGGACACACACAGGAGAGAAAUCUUAUAGCUGUGAUCAAUGUGGAAAGAGAUUUUCUACAUCUAGUUAUUUAAAGAUACACCAAAGAACACACACAGGAGAGAAACCACAUAGCUGUAACCAAUGUGGGAAGAGUUUCACUCAGCUAAACAGCAUGAUAGUUCACCAGCGGACACACACAGGAGAGAAAGUUUUUAAAUGUGAUCAAUGUGGGAAGAGUUUUGGUACAUCUGGAUGUCUGAAGACACACCAGAGAACACACACAGGAGAGAAACCUUAUAACUGUAGUCAAUGUGGGAAGAGUUUUGGUACAUCUGGAUGUCUGACAACACACCAGAGAACACACACAGGAGAGAAACCUUAUAACUGUAGUCAAUGUGGGAAGAGUUUUACUACAUCUAGCCAGCUGACUUUACACAAGAGAACACACACUGGAGAGAAACCUUAUAGCUGUGAUCAAUGUGGGAAGAGUUUUUCACGGCCAGACAGCCUGAAUAUACACAAGCGGACACACACAGGAGAGAAACCUUAUAGCUGUAGUAAAUGUGGGAAGGGUUUUACUACAUCUUGCCAGCUUACUUUGCACCAGAGAAGACACACAGGACAGAAUCCUUAUAGCUGUACUCAAUGAGGGAAGAGUUUUACUUUGCUUAACAGCCUGGUGUCACCCCAGAGAACACACACAGGAGAGAAAUCUCUUAGCUGUAAUCAAUGUGGGAAGAGAUAAUCUGAUAAAAGAUCUCUGACUAAACAUCAGAAAAUACAUAAAGGAGUUGUUUCAUGAUAUCAAU